Messenger RNA from Bursaphelenchus xylophilus (pine wood nematode), 1088 nucleotides. Lineage: Eukaryota; Metazoa; Nematoda; Chromadorea; Rhabditida; Aphelenchoididae. The record is from the annotation of a GenBank genome assembly.
AUGGUUGUCUACAAACUCCACUAUUUCGCGGCGCGGCACCGUGCCGAGGCUAUCAGGCUGAUGUUCCAUUAUAAUGGGACGAAGUUUGAGGACAUCCGAUAUGACCUGGAGAAGUGGACAAGUGUAAAACCGAGUAAGUUAAGUUUGCAGUCAAAACGAUAAAAGGGGCUUAUGGAACAAGUCAUUUACAGUGGAGAGGGAGGCAUUUUGCCACAUUUUUGAUACUUCCCGUACGCAAAAUGAUACGUUUUUGCCACUGGAUUAGGGCCCUCUAGAAAAUAAUCUUUGGAAGGGAGAACUCGAGCUAGAGGUCUCGCAAAUGUCUUGGAGAAAGUUAUUCUAAAUUUGUGCCAAGUUUCAUAAAAAUCUAUGCGUUUUAGUACAUCCCCUCUUAAUUUAGUCAGGCCUUAAAAAACUCAAACAUAAGUAGAUGUAGCCCUUUAUUCCCCACAUUAUCAACGUCUUUCAGCUGUUCCGUUUGGUAGGUUGCCAAUGCUGGAAGUGGAUAACAAUAAAAUUGUCCAGAGCACCGCAAUUAUGAGGUUUCUGGCCAGACGAUUUGGUAGGCGAGUUUCUUCUCUAUAGACAUUUUAAUGCUAGCGCUUUUUGACUUGACUUUUUUCUCUACGUAUCAACACAUUUUUCUCAGGGUUGUCCGGAGCCACCGUUUUUGACCAAGCUCGAGCCGACGAGGCCUGCGAUGUUAUACUCGACUUUGACGACCAAAUCGCGGAGUUUAUCGAGAUCGUGGCCAAGUUUCGAGCAGGAGAUGAGGCAAGUUCUACCAGAGUGUCUUAUUUCUCAUUUUCGAAAUUUAGAAAACAGCUCAAAAAGAGAUUUUGGAGCCCGCCGUGGAUCGAUUUUUCCCGAUUUUCCGCAAGUUUUUGAAUGAAAAUCAAGGGACGUUCAUAGCGGGAAAGCGUCUCACUUACCCGGAUUUCUACUUGGCAGAUCUUCUAUUCACUGUGAGAGCACUCUCGCCUCAGUCAUUCGACCAUUAUGGAGAUUUAAGCGCGUAUAUUAAUCGGAUAUACGCAAUGCCCAAGCUGAAGAAAUAUCUCGCCUCAAGACCUGCUACAGUCGUGUAG